AUGCCUCAAAAUCCUAAUUUAUUUCGGUAUGAUAAUUACGUGAAUAAUUUUUUGGUACCUCCUGCGGACCCAAUUUUCCUACCAGUCAUUCCACAGUACGAAGUUGAUGUACACGAUCACCAAGCAAAAUUUUUUAAUACUGGUUUUGGGGUCACUAAAUAUCAAACAAUAUUUGUUCGAGAGACUGUGCGUCCUGUAUGCUUAUUAGUAGAAAGGAAAGUACCAUCUUGCGAUCAUUAUUCAGAUUAUGACUAUCCUUAUCGACCCAAAAGUUGGUUACACGGCACCAAUCGAGAUGCGGAUGUAGAUCUUUCAACUUAUCUCAUAGACCCUAGCAGGCCUCAUGCAAAAAUCGAGAUUACAGAUAUACCGUUUAGAGGACCUUAUCUUUUGUUUGGUGCCACUGUAACAUUAGACGAAGAAGAACCACAAAAAACGCCACCACUGGAAUUUAUUCCAGUCAAUGAAGAUGUGAAAGACGAACGAUUCUUACGACAAAUAUUCUUAACUUCUCACAAAGCUGCUGAAGUUACUAUCGGUAUUACGGAAAUACAAAAAGUUAUUGAUGAUAAAGUUGAAGUAACUCUAGUUCCUAAAAAUUGUAUACCAAAUAAUCCAAAAAUAAGGAAGUGCAAGAAAAAUUCCUCCGUGAUUUUUAAUUCAGAUGAUGUUAUUAAAAAAAUUAAUUUAUUAAUGAAAGAUUUUACACGCGAAAUUAAUUCAUUUUUUUUAUCAUUUUCACGGCGACCUGUUCUAAUAACUAACACUGAAAUGUUUGUAACUGAAGAUCAAGAGUCAGUGGAAAGUAGUUUCAAAAACAUGGAACAUGAUAAUAAAGCAAAAUCAGUUUUUAAUGUUACACUUGAAAUGCUUAUUACUGAAAACUUAAUUUCAGAUGAACAUAAUCCUGAUGAUUUUGAGAGGAUGACUUUGUAA
This is a messenger RNA of Daktulosphaira vitifoliae (grape phylloxera), 936 nucleotides long. RefSeq lists its product as uncharacterized. NCBI's taxonomy places the organism in Eukaryota, Metazoa, Arthropoda, Insecta, Hemiptera, Phylloxeridae. The coding region runs from base 1 to 936 and encodes 311 amino acids. The transcript has 4 exons. The record is from RefSeq and is a predicted model, not a curated record.